Hyalella azteca is the source of this 2228-nucleotide messenger RNA. RefSeq names its product calpain-7. The record is from RefSeq and is a predicted model, not a curated record. The transcript is spliced from 12 exons. Gene Ontology annotation, molecular function: calcium-dependent cysteine-type endopeptidase activity. Gene Ontology annotation, biological process: proteolysis. Lineage: Eukaryota; Metazoa; Arthropoda; Malacostraca; Amphipoda; Hyalellidae. The annotation marks the transcript as partial.
CCCAUCUUUCCAGCUUCCCUGCUGUCAACAUGGCAGAUAAUGGGGAGAAAAGUUUGCUGGAAGAAGCUGUAUCUCUUGCCCAGCAAGCCACUAAGUUUGAUAGUGAAAAUAGUUUUUCUGCUGCAGUCUACUAUUAUAGACAGUCAGCCUGUCUCCUUAAGCAAACAUUGAAACAAGGAGCCAAAAUACCUUCUAUUGAAGACAAAAUUGAACAAUAUUUGCAACGAGCAGACCAAUUAGAAAAUCAGCAGAAAGAGAAGCUUGAAGCAUCAACAGCAACGACGAGCGGCGAGAGCGUAUUGGGCCGAGCUUCUUUUUUACUUCACUCUGGCCUAGACCAAGAUAGUGAGGGCAACACAGAGGAGGCCAUCACUUUCUAUGCUGAAGCUGCAGAACUCUGCAUUAAAACGAGUGCAGAGACUACCGAUGAUGCGCUGAAGACCAAACUGCGACAUCUUGCCGACCAGGCGCUCACUCGCGCUGAGAAGCUCAAAGGCACCUCGCCUGACGCUGCCCUUGGUGAGUCGGGCUUUCGCUGUGUAUCCCGUGACUCCGCUACCAACGCCGCGGUGAGCAGGCAAGUGUCGGGCGGCAGCGCCUACACACGAGAAGAGCUGCUGGUGCUGCGCUCUACGUCGACCGUCAACGGGCGCGAGUACGUGCCUUUCAUGGCCAUAGACCUGAAGGAGAAGUUCGCUUACUCCCUGCCAUUCACAGACAAGGACGGCUUCCUGCUCCUUGCCCCCAAGCAGAAAGAGAAAUUCGCGCGUUGGGCGCGACCUGAGGAACUGUCGCGGGACCCCAAGAUGAUCGAGCUCAUCGACUGCUUCAGCAUCCAGCAGACAUGCGUGUCGGACUGUUCGUUUGUGGCGAGUAUAGCGGUGAGCGCUCUGUACGAGAAGCGCUUUAAGAAAAGACUUAUCACUGACAUCAUCUUCCCCAAGAACCGUAAUGGUGAUCCCGUGUACAACCCCUGUGGCAAGUACAUGAUCAAGCUCCACAUUAAUGGCAUCGCUCGCAAGAUCAUCAUAGACGAUUACCUGCCCGUGGGCAGACACAAUCAGCUGUUGUGUUCCUUCUCGAGUAACAAGAACGAGUUCUGGAUCUCGCUCGUUGAGAAGGCUUACAUGAAAGUCAUGGGCGGCUACGACUUCCCAGGCUCCAACAGCAACAUUGAUCUCUACGCCCUCACCGGCUGGGUGCCUGAGCGCCUGUCCAUGUCAGACAAGGACUUCAAUAAGGAUGCCACAUUCAGAAAAAUUUACGACAGGUUCCACAAGGGCGACGUGCUGGUGACGGUCGCGACGGGCGACAUGACGGACGCCGAGGCUGACAGAGCGGGACUNUUCAUGCCAUAUGCCAUGUUGGAUGUGACAGAGACCAUGGGCAAGCGGCUGUUCAUGCUCAAGAACCCCUGGUCGCACCUGCGCUGGAAAGGCAACUACUCAGAACUGGACACUAAGAACUGGACGCCAGAACUCUGCAAAGCACUCAAUUUCGACCCUAAAAGCGCCCAGAUGUUCGAUAAUGGCGUCUUCUGGAUCGACUACGACAGCUUAAUACAUUUCUUUGACGUCAUCUACAUGAAUUGGAACCCUGCGCUCUUCACGCACACAUACUGCACGCACAGGGCGUGGAGCGCAGGCAUGGGACCGGCCAAAGAUCUUUACAACCUGGGCGACAACCCUCAGUACAGAUUAGAGGUACGGGCGAGCGCCCCGACAGCGGUGUGGGUGUUGCUCACGCGCCACAUCACCGACAUCGAAGACUUCCGUCACAACAAAGAGUACAUCACGCUGCUAGUCUACAAGACCGGCGGCAGGAGAGUCUUCUAUCCAUCUGACCCGCUGCCGUACAUCGAGGGCGUGCGCAUCAACUCACCGCACUACCUCUGCAAGCUCGUGCUGGGCGCCGGCACUCAGCGCUUCACGCUCGUCGUGUCGCAGUACGAGAAGCAGCGAACCAUCGCGUACUCCUUAAGAGUCUACUCCACCUGCCCCUUCUCCUUCAAUAAGAUAAAGGAUACCUGCAUCCACCAGCACGAGGGCGUGCGCAUCAACUCACCGCACUACCUCUGCAAGCUCGUGCUGGGCGCCGGCACUCAGCGCUUCACGCUCGUCGUGUCGCAGUACGAGAAGCAGCGAACCAUCGCGUACUCCUUAAGAGUCUACUCCACCUGCCCCUUCUCCUUCAAUAAGAUAAAGGAUACCUGCAUCCACCAGCACGAG